GGGAAGCGUUUGUCGGCUAUCGAAAUAAAACAAUGACAAUUUAACCGUCUAAACUACAUGGGAAAUGAGCCAAGGCGCGGCCCUGACCCGCAGUCGGGUGAGCGGCGAACAGCUUGAACUCCUACUGUCGUUUAUGGAAGAACACCCCGACUUUGCAGCGAGCAAGCAGUCGGUUUAUUCCAGGCUCAGUUCGUGCAAGCUUUGGCGUCUGUUGGCUGAACGGCUGAACGCCGUUGCCCAGGAUUGUGGAGGCGCGAGAAAAUCACCCGAUAAGUGGUGUCGAUACUGGGCAGACAUCAAGUACAAGGCCCGCAAGAAGACAGCGGCCGGCGGAGCCCUAGGAGACCUAUCCAGUGUUGAGGAGCGCUUGGAAAGGCUGCUCGGGAGCAGCGCAGCGUCCUCAAGCGGACGGCGACAGAGUUCAGACGACGAUCGCAAGCCGGGCAUAGACGACGACAUGUGUUCCGAGGGUUCCGCCCCGGCUACCGAGGGAAAACUGUCCACCGAGGAACUACUCGCUGAGGCGGCCAUGCGCAGCGCGCUAGCGGCCGAGAAGCAAGCGGAGGCCGUAGCCCAAGGAGUGGAGCUGCUCAGAGACCUGGUCGCCAUACUGCGCGAGAGGCCGCUCGCCGCGCCCACUCUACCGCCAGAAUAUCAUCAUCAUCGACUAUGAUAUGA
This is a messenger RNA of Cydia amplana, 678 nucleotides long. RefSeq lists its product as uncharacterized. The coding region runs from base 65 to 673 and encodes 202 amino acids. The record is from RefSeq and is a predicted model, not a curated record. Lineage: Eukaryota; Metazoa; Arthropoda; Insecta; Lepidoptera; Tortricidae. The transcript is spliced from 4 exons.